CGGAUGCUGAUGUCUCCAGAAGCCUGUCAGUUCACGGCGCUCUCUCACAGGAGGAAGAAAGACCAGCAGACAAUUCUUCAUUCAAUCUCAUCUUUAUCCAACUUUGUGAAAAUGGUCAACUUUGGAAGCCUGCUGAAAAACGCGCUGGUCGCCAUCGUCCUGGUGGCCGUGGUCAGGUCCGGAGCAGAAGCAGAAAAGUUGGCGUCCUGCUGCAAGACGGUCAGCAAGCAGGAGAUAACGACGCCGAUCUUGGGAUACCUGGUCCAGAAACCCAAUCCUCCAUGUGUCAGGGCCGUCAUCUUCCAGACAGAGUCGGGUCUUUUCUGCAGCCAGCUGACGGCUCCCUGGGUUCGCCGCAAGAUUGUUGCAUUCGAGAAAGCAAAAGCUCAGGCCACCACUCAGUCUGUGGUCGCCUCGUCUCCAGUCUCCCUCCUCGCCAUCAUUACAUCCACGGCCUCCCCUACUUCUUCUUCUACCCCAUUUACUUCGUCUUCCCCUUCCUCUUCCUCCUCUCCUUCUUCCUCUUCCUCCUCCACUUUCUCCCCCUCCUCCUCUCCUUCUUCCUCCUCCACUUUCUCCUCUUCCUCUUUCUCCUCUUCCUCCUCUUCUCCUUCCAUCUCCUCCUCGACCUCUGAGAUGCCAGCUGAUGAGAAACUUCCGGAAAGCAGCGGCGAGAGUCCUGAAGUUUGAGUAGAAGUUACGGCCUCAACGCUGAUGUGAACUAAUGUUUAAAAGAGCACUUGCACACCCAAUUUCUGUUAAAUUAUUACUUUGUUUUGGAUAUUUAGUUUCUUUAAAUUCCUUUUGAGUGACGUUAUUUAUUAGCUCAAACUAGUUGACCUGUGUUAACGCAACAGACUAUAUUUAUUACCAAACGUAUUUAUUACUGUUUACAGCUUCGUGAACAGUUUAAUGUUCUGUUUCCUGUUUUUCAUUUGCGAAAUUGUCUUGAGGAAAUGUUUUGACAUAUUUAUUAUUGGAAGGCUUGUCAUAGCUUAUAAUCUAAAGUUGAAGUUGCACAACUGUGAAAACAUUGGUCAGAAAUAAACGUUGCACAUGUGAUUCUGCA
This is a messenger RNA of Stegastes partitus (bicolor damselfish), 1069 nucleotides long. Its product is annotated as zinc finger CCHC domain-containing protein 10-like. Gene Ontology annotation, biological process: immune response. Lineage: Eukaryota; Metazoa; Chordata; Actinopteri; Pomacentridae. Gene Ontology annotation, cellular component: extracellular region. The transcript is spliced from 5 exons. The coding region runs from base 4 to 690 and encodes 228 amino acids. Gene Ontology annotation, molecular function: chemokine activity. The record is from RefSeq and is a predicted model, not a curated record.